Messenger RNA from Notolabrus celidotus (New Zealand spotty), 2279 nucleotides. It is a transcript of the gene rsad2, whose product is annotated as radical S-adenosyl methionine domain containing 2. Gene Ontology annotation, molecular function: catalytic activity; 4 iron, 4 sulfur cluster binding. The coding region runs from base 1030 to 2094 and encodes 354 amino acids. Gene Ontology annotation, biological process: positive regulation of immune response; defense response to virus. Lineage: Eukaryota; Metazoa; Chordata; Actinopteri; Labriformes; Labridae. The transcript has 6 exons. The record is from RefSeq and is a predicted model, not a curated record. Gene Ontology annotation, cellular component: endoplasmic reticulum membrane; lipid droplet; mitochondrion.
CUUCUUUGAACACCUGUGGCAUGUCCUCUCCCCGGUGCCUUUCUUGGAUCGCAAAAUAGAAAGGGGCUCCAUCUAGCUCCACUGAAAAUACACGAGAGGACCACUGAGUAAGAAGAGACAUGGCGCGACGAGACAUCUCCCAAGAGCUAAUGUCCCGGUCACUUUCCAAACAGGCUUUCUGUGUUUACGCUUACAUAACAUGAGCCACUGCAAGGAAAACGAAAGUAACUGCGCCCAAGAGGAGAAACGAAACUUAGAGACUAUCAGCUGGGUGGUGAGAUUACGCACGCAAAUGUGUUGCUCAUGCAAAUAAAUGCUGUCCUCGUCUCAACGUGAUGUUUACUGAAUCAAAGCCACUGAUAGGUGGAGGAAUACCUGCUGACUGCACCUGCUGGCUGUGUCACGAGGCGUUGUCCCUUUGGUUGAUGAUUACUUUGAGUCAAGCUCAUUGAAGAAAGUUGAGACAUAACUUUAUCUAGCCUAUAAUACAUGAUGCAUUAAUAAGUAAAUAAUAACAAAAAUGUGCGUAAAUUUAAGUGAAAAUAACGAAGAAUGGUUGUAGACGUAAAAUAAAAACAAAACAUGAUUAUAAAGCUUAUUAUUCUAAGAAAACUGAUCAUUUUCCAAAGCUUGCACAGGGAAUUGUUUCAAUGUUGUCUUUUGAAGCUGCAACAAGCAGGUUUAUUGUGGAAUAUACAAAAGUUGCAAAGUGUUAGAAAUAACGUCCACAAGCAUGCACCUGACUGCCUAUAUUCACUUUCAAUUACUCCUUCCCACCGUAUCUGUGAAAUGAUGCAACCAUAAUUGACCCUUUAUCACUUCGUCUGCAGCAUUACAUUUCAUCCCUGAGUCAUCUACCGGCCACACACCCCACUAAGUUUCGUUUUCGAUGUUUGUAAACAGAAACUCAGCUGCUGAGCUGACUGACUUUCCUUCUCCCUCCCUCCCUCCCUCCUAUCACCACCCCUCUCUAUUUAAGAGGCAUCCGCGUUCACAGAGAGGACAGAGCAGGUGUGAUACGGUCUCAAGAUGCAAUUCUCCUCUGUAGUCUCGUCUCCCAUGCUCCUGCUGCAGCUCUUCAUCCGCUCCUUGCAUUAUUUCCUAGCGAGCAUCUUUUCCAAAGUUUGUAACUGGAGAGCUGGAGCCUGCAAGGGAACAAUCUCUUCUACUCCGCCUGUUCACAGCAAACUGGAUCACAAGGAGGUCCAAUAUGCGACGACUCCAACAAGCGUGAACUAUCAUUUUACACGCAAGUGUAACUACAAAUGUGGAUUUUGCUUCCACACUGCAAAAACCUCCUUCGUUCUGCCUCUAGAGGAAGCCAAGAGAGGCCUGACGCUCCUGAAGGAAGCUGGCAUGGAGAAGAUUAACUUCUCUGGAGGAGAGCCUUUCAUACACGAUAGAGGAGAAUUUCUGGGGAAGAUGGUUCAGUUUUGUAAACAGGACCUUCAACUCCCAAGUGUCAGCAUCGUCAGCAACGGAAGCAUGAUCAAGGAGAAAUGGUUCCAGAAAUAUGGUGACUAUCUGGACAUCCUCGCUAUCUCUUGCGACAGUUUUGAUGAGGAAACCAACCAGCUCAUUGGAAGGACUCAAGGCAAGAAGAGCCACAUCGACAAUCUUUACAAGAUCUGCAGCUGGUGCCAGCAGUACAAGGUGGCGUUCAAGAUCAACUCUGUCAUCAACACCUUCAACGUGGAUGAAGACAUGGCGGAGGCCAUCAGCGGUCUCAACCCAGUGCGCUGGAAGGUGUUCCAGUGUUUGUUGAUUGAUGGGGAAAAUGCAGGAGAGACGGCCCUGAGAGAGGCAGAGAGGUUCGUCAUCAGUGAGCAACAGUUUCAGGAGUUUCUGGAUAGACACAGCAGUGUCUCCUGCCUGGUUCCCGAGUCCAAUGAGAAGAUGAGGAACUCCUACCUGAUCCUGGAUGAAUAUAUGCGUUUUCUUGACUGUCAAGAGGGAAGGAAGGACCCUUCAAAGUCCAUCCUUGAUGUCGGUGUGAAAGAGGCCAUUAGCUUCAGCGGCUUUGAUGAAAAGAUGUUUUUAAAGAGAGGAGGAAAAUAUGUGUGGAGCAAAGCUGAUAUGAAGCUGGAGUGGUGAACGGCUACAGUUAUUUGAUUUACCUUAUUUCAAGUCAUUUGUGCAGUGUUACCAGUUUCUUUGUUUGUGUAUUUAACAUGUUGAACUUGAUUUUCUGCUUAUGGUUGUUAAAAAAUAAGAAAAAAAGAUUUCUCUGUAAAUAUGUUUGCACUUAUUUGUUUUUGUAGAUCACACUUGCACUUGUA